This is a messenger RNA of Microdochium trichocladiopsis, 4233 nucleotides long. Its product is annotated as tetratricopeptide. Bases 305 to 3946 code for a protein of 1213 amino acids. Gene Ontology annotation, cellular component: Cdc73/Paf1 complex. The record is from RefSeq and is a predicted model, not a curated record. Lineage: Eukaryota; Fungi; Ascomycota; Sordariomycetes; Xylariales; Microdochiaceae. Gene Ontology annotation, biological process: regulation of DNA-templated transcription. Gene Ontology annotation, molecular function: RNA polymerase II complex binding. The transcript is spliced from 2 exons.
CUCCAUCGCGCGACACGUCUCGGCAACGCGCAGGGCGCCAGCCAACAGCAACCCACAAUCUCGCAUCACCCACAAUCUCGCAUCACCCACAUACUCCAUCUCACCACACGUCGACACGAGAAAUGCUCCCGUGAGCUUGUCGUGACAGCUGCACCCCUGGAGCUCUCGCGGCUACUCACCCCUAGCCAUUGCUCAGAACGGUAGCAACGACAGCAGGCCCGAUUGCCGCCGCGAUCUCGCCCCUUCCAUUGACACCGAACCGCGGCCUUUCGACAUCAAGCCAUCACUCUAAACCUGUCUCGCGAUGUCGUCCUCUCAGAAUGGUCGCGCCAAUGGCGCCGCGAACGGCCACCCGACCAGUAAACGAUUUUCCAACAUCCCUUCAGCCAUCGAUGUCCCGGUACAAGGCGACCAGGAGGAUGAGGCUGUCGAAAUCGACCUCGAAGCGUUGAUGGAUGACCCUACCGAGUUGUGCACCCUUUUCGAGAACGAACGCGCGGCGCGAACAUACUGGAUGACGGUCGCUAUGGCGUACGCCAAGCAGAAAAAGGUCGACCACGCCAUUGACAUUCUCAACCGCGGCAGCAGCUCAAUGCAGGAUAACAAUCCCAAGGAGAAGCUCAGCAUUGUCACCUGCCUGUGCUGGAUGAACCUAUGGAAGAGCCGUGAGGCGCCCCGUAUCGCCAAGGGCGACGACCAGAAGACCAAGGACUACUAUAUUCAGGUUGCGACAGCCUCGCUGAACGAGGCCUCGCGGAUAAACCCGGCCUUCCCGCCGCUGUUUCUCGCGCGUGGUGUUCUGCUCCUCCUCAAGGCUUCGCUGCAAGCCCCGUCCAAGUCGUCUGGUGCUGAUGCGAUAGACCAGGACAAGGUCGAGCUACUGCGGAAUGCCAUCAAGGCUUUCGACCAGGCGAGCAAGGUCUCGCAGGGCAAGAACAUGCUGGCACUGCUCGGCAAGGCGAGAGCCAUGUUCUCGCUUGGCCAGCACCGCGAAGCGCUCGUCGCAUACCAGGAUGUUCUGAGGAGAAUGCCAGAUCUCGUUGAUCCCGAUCCGAGAAUUGGCAUUGGCUGCUGCUUUUGGCAGCUUGGGUACAAGGAUGACGCGAGAAUGGCCUGGGAGAGGUCUCUAGAGAUCAACCCCGAUUCAAAGACGUCAAACAUCCUUCUCGGAUUGUACUAUCUCGAUGCCAGUGGCAAUGUGCCAGUGAACAGCCCCGAGUUUGCUCAGCUGUACAAGAAGGCCAUGACCGAAUACACCCAGAAAUCCUUCAAGCUCGACAAGAACCAGCCUCUGACUUGCGCGACGUUUUCGGGCUACUUCCUCUCUACGCGCAACUACGCCCACGUGGAAUCACUCGCGAACAAAGCUAUCCAGUACACUGAUGUCAACGCCAUUGCUAGCGAUGGUUGGUACCUCCUCGCUCGCAAAGAGCACUCGAAUGGCAAUACAGAGCUUGCGGCAGACUACUACCGCCGUGCUGACGAGGCGCGUGGUGGUGUCGACCGUGGCUUCUUGCCUGCCAAGUUUGGACUUGCGCAGCUGUCAGUGCUGAACAAUGACCUGGGAGAGGCAAAGCUCCGGCUUGAGAAGAUUGUCCAGCCAACUGGCAAGAAGGAGCGCAACUACGAAGCCAUGAUUCUGCUUGGCGCACUGUACGCAGAGGAGGUUUCUGCGAGCCAGUUUGCGGCAACCAAAGAGGACAAGAGUGCGGAGAAGAAGAAAGCCAUCGAUAAUCUUGAGCAAGUACGCACCGCCUGGAAAGACCCGAAAAAGAACCUGUCCCCAGACGCCGCUGUUCUUCUCAAUCUCGCGCGGCUCUACGAAAACGACCAGCCGGAGAAGGCCCUACAAUGCCUCCAGCAGGUUGAACAGCUCGAGCUUGAUCAAAUUCCCGCCUCGGAACACCCUACAGAUAUACAGGACGAGACUGCGCUCCGCAAUGCGCUGCGAAGAAACUUGCCCCCUCAAUUACUCAACAAUAUCGGCUGCUUCUACUCACAGGCCGAAAAACAUGAGCAGGCGAGCGCAAUGUUUGAAGCCGCCCUCGGAUCAUGUAUUCGCAUCGGUGAGAAGGACGAUGAGAUAGAUACAGAUGCCCUGGUCACCACCAUCAGCUUCAACCUUGGCCGGAGCUACGAGGCUCAGGACCGCACCGACGAAGCCCAGGGUGUCUAUGAGAAAUUGAUUGCCAGGCAUGAUGACUACACUGAUGCGCAGGCACGCCUCGCUUACAUCAAGUUGCGCAAAAGCUCUGGCAAGGAAGGCCCCGAUGCUGUUGCCAAGCUGUACCAGGAGAACCCAUCAGAUCUGGAUGUCCGUGCCUUGUAUGGAUGGUAUCUUGGCAAGGUCAACUCCCGCAAGAGAAAUCCUAAUGUCAACGAGGACCCAGAGCUCCGCCACUACAAGCACACUCUGCAGAACUACGACAAGCAUGAUCGGUAUGCGCUUGUGGGCAUGGGCAACCUCUACCUGAUGGCGGCUCGCGAGAUGCGGCGCGAUACGGAUCAGGAGAAACAGAAGCGCUCGGCGCAGUAUACGCGUGCAGUCGAGUUUUUCGACAAGGCUCUCCAGCUGGACCCGAAGAACGCAUAUGCUGCUCAAGGUAUUGCCAUUGCUCUUGUAGAGGAUAAGAAGGACUACAAGACCGCGUUGCCGAUUUUCCUGAAGGUCAGAGAGACGGUCAAGGACCCCAAUGUCAAUGUCAAUAUCGGUCACAUCUAUGCCGAGCUCCGCCAGUUCUCCAAGGCCAUCGAGAACUACGAGCAAGCGCUUGCCAAAUCCGGCAAGGAGAACGAUUCGAGCAUCCUUGCCUGCUUGGGCCGGACGUGGCUGAAUAAGGGUCGCCACGAGAAGAGUCUAGAUGCGCACGCCACUGCGCUGGAGUAUGCUCAGAAGGCCCUUGCUGCUGCGCCUGACCAAGUCCAUUUCAAGUUCAACGUCGCUUUCGUCCAGAUUCAGCUGGUCCAGCACAUCAUCAUGCACGUGCCAGAGACACAACGCACGCUCGAGCAGCUUGAGAAGGCCUCGGACGGUCUUGAGGCUGCCAUCCUAGCGCUUGACGAGAUUGCUGGCCAGCCGCAACCCCCGUACCCCAAGGCUGAACUGGAGCAACGUGCAAGCAUGGCUCGCAACACGCAGAGAAAACAACUCGCUCGCCAGAUCGAGAGCCAGAAGGAAUAUGAGGAGAAGAACAAGGAGAAGUUGUCCGCGGCUCUCGAGCAACGGCAAGCGGAGCUCAAGAAGCGCGAUGAAGAACGACAGAAGGCCCUUGCUCUGGAGCUCGAACGCAAACAGAAGAUCGCCAAGGAGCGCGAAGAGAUUGCUGCUCGCGACCGGGAACUGGCCGAAAUCCGCCUCAAGGAGGAUCAAGAACGCGCCGCUGCCGAGAUGACGACAGACAGUGAGACAGGCGAGCAAGUAAGGCGCAAGAAGAAGACUUCCACCAAGAAGAGAGUGGCAGAGGACGGGGAGCCAGCCCCCAAGCGCCGCUCGAAGAAGUCAAAGAAGGCUGCCGCAGACGAUGGCGAUUCAGAGGACGAGACGCAGCCCAAGAAGAGGCGCAGACUCGCCGCCAAGAAGGAGAACUCGAAGUACAAAUCUGCCGAGUUGGUCGUCGACAGCAGUGACGACGAGGACUAUGAUGCUCUUGAUCGUGCGGAGAAGGCGCUCGAGCGGAGCCGUUCCGACCAGUCGGAUGCGGACGAUGCGUCUAGAGGUGGCAGUGACGACGAGGCUGACGACAAGAUGGAGGUGGACCACAGAGCCAACCAGGAUGAUGACGACGACGAGGUCGGCGGCGCUUCAGCCAAGCGAGCUCUAAAGCGGGCGCGCCGCGGCCGCGUCCUGGAUGACAGUGAUGAAGAUGAGGAUGAAGGUGGUGGUAGCCCAAGGGCUAAUGGCGGCAAGGCGGAUACGAGCAUGGUAGACGAGGAUGACGACGAGUGAAGGGGGCUGAAGUGCGGACAAGACUGAAAUGCUUGCAUCGCCUACUGAUGCUCGUUGUAAACACUACUUGGAGAUGGAGUUCUUAUCCUUUCAGCCUCUAUUUGCCACUGCUGUAUAAUUCCUCGUCGUUCAAUGCAUAUAUGGGCCGUAGCUAUUUUGAGUGUUGAGGAUGAUAGUGGUUAUGCUUGUUCAUUUCGUGGAAUGGCCUUUAUAUGUAGAAUCGUGGCUUGGACGUGCUGUUGGCGUUUUAACCUAGACGGCGCUGAAUGCUGUCAAAUCGGCGGGGG